UUGUGUCAGUGGCACAGUAAUGGUUAUUAAUUGUAAUAAUUAUUAAAUCGUUUUUUUUUUUCGUGGCAAAUAUUAUUUCCGUUAAAAUUGUUUAACUUUCAAUAAUCGUAUCACAUUACGUUUUAGCGUUAUUAUUAUUAUUAUUAGUUUUUUUUUUUUUUUUACUUAUUAUUGGCUACGAUAAAAUGUAAAUAAGACUGAGUUUUACAAAUAUAACAAACAUUUUAUAUUAUAAUGUACGUUGAAAUGAAUAAUAAAAUACUUCAAUCGUUUACAAUUGUAGCUGUAAUGUUUUUCAUUAUUUUUAUGCUUUUUAUGAAAUACAUUCCAUUAUACCGAUACGUUCACAGUGAUAAUUUUAAUAAUAUUUCAGUUUCGAACGGAAAUAUUAAAAAUAACACCGAUUCGUCUCCGCCAAUAAAAUCACCGAUUUUGUUUCUUAUGGUCAAUUUUUUUUACGCGUACGCCAUUAUAAUAAUUAUUAUUUGUUUUUACGGCUUGUACAAGUUUUCCGUAACGAACGAAAUGUUUUCAAUUGAAAAAUGUCCAAGACGAUCCUGUGGUAUCGAGAACGACGGAAUCGAUACUAAUGACAUCGUUUUGUUUCCUCAAGUCACAGAGGAAACUGAAUUGAUUCCUGAGAAUAUUCCAUUGCAAAUCUUACCAGAAGUACCAGAAUCUAAUGUUAUUGAUUACCAUUGUUCGUGGGUAGGCAAUUGGAACAAAUAUUAA
Molecule: messenger RNA, 732 nt
Organism: Rhopalosiphum padi (bird cherry-oat aphid)
Lineage: Eukaryota; Metazoa; Arthropoda; Insecta; Hemiptera; Aphididae
Exons: 2
Coding region: 235-732 (165 amino acids)
Source: RefSeq, a predicted model, not a curated record